Alexandromys fortis (reed vole) is the source of this 1096-nucleotide messenger RNA. Its product is annotated as class II histocompatibility antigen, M alpha chain. Gene Ontology annotation, biological process: immune response; antigen processing and presentation. Gene Ontology annotation, cellular component: MHC class II protein complex; membrane. The record is from RefSeq and is a predicted model, not a curated record. Lineage: Eukaryota; Metazoa; Chordata; Mammalia; Rodentia; Cricetidae. The coding region runs from base 56 to 841 and encodes 261 amino acids. The transcript has 5 exons.
GGAGCCGGGAGCCCAGGACUGCGUAGUAGCUCCCAUUUACCCAGGGUGUGAAGGUAUGGACCACGAGCAGAAGUCAGGAGCCGGGCUCCUGCAGAUGCUGCAGCUUCUGUGGCUGCUGCCCCACUCCUGGGCGUUGCCCGCAGCCCCUCCUCCGGUGUUGUGGGAUGGCCUGCAAAACCACACGUUCCGGCACACCGUGUUCUGCCAGGAUGGGAACCCCAGCAUGGGGCUCUCCGAGUCCUAUGACGAGGACCAGCUCUUCUCCUACGACUUCUCCCAGAACACCCGAGUGCCCCGGCUGCCCAACUUUGCGGCCUGGGCUCAGGACAAGGGAGAUGCCUCUGCCAUUUCAUUUGAUAAAGACUUUUGCCAGACCUUGGUCCAGCAAGUGGGCCCCCAGCUUGAAGGAGUGAUCCCAGUGUCCAGAGGUUUGCCUGUGCCUGAGGUGUACACACUGAAGCCGCUGGAGUUCGGCAAGCCCAACACACUGGUCUGCUUCAUCAGCAACCUCUUUCCGCCGACCUUGACUGUGACCUGGCAACACCACUUGGUCCCCGUGGAGGGGGCCAGCCCCACGUACAUCUCAGCCAUCGACGGGCUCACCUUCCAGGCUUUCUCUUAUUUAAACUUUACACCGGAGCCCUUUGACCUUUACUCCUGUGUCGUGACACACGAGAUUGAUAGCUACACACCAAUUGCCCACUGGGUACCCCAGAACCCCCUGCCUUCAGAGCUCCUAGAGAAUGUGCUGUGUGGUGUGGCCUUCGGCCUGGGUGUGCUGGGCAUCAUCAUGGGCAUUGCCUUCUUCAUCUGGUCCUGGAAGCCCUGCUCAGUGGACUGAUUCUUCCUGACCAGAGCUUGGAACAGCACAGGCCUUGCCGGCAGGGAUGCCCAGGGUUCUCGUGCCUAAGCAGGGUCUCUCAUGGGAGCAGAAGUCCCUGGGAUUCUUCAGUGCCAGUGUGCAGGUGUCUCGGCUGAGGGUUCUGUUGACCCUGGACUUGCAUCCAGAAGCGACGGAGCCCGGAGCCCAGGGCACCACCCACCACCAUCUCAUACCUUCCCACUUUGAAGAAAUAAACCUUAUUUCUUAUCGUUA